UUUGCAGAUAAAUAUAAGCUCUCGCCCACAAGUGGCGAGGUGACACCGUCGGCAAGGGCAACACUGCCUCAGUAGGGGACAGGAGGAGGAGAAACAUGGAGGAUCCCAUGAAAAGCAAGCUGGACCCUGCUCAUUCUAUGCCAUUCACAGUCCAAUUGACUCGCGGGGAUUCUCCAAGCCUAGGUUUCUCUGUUCUCGGAGGAGCCGGCUCUGAAUUACCACCUGUCAUCUACGAAAUACUCGAAAACACUCCUGCCUCCAAUUGCCACCAGCUGCAAGCUGGAGAUGUCAUCGAGGCUGUGAAUGACCGGGAAGUCAUUAAAUGCACGACAAAAGAGGAUCCCCAAGUGAAAGAUCAAGUAGCAAAGUACUUGAAUUCCACUCCAGAUUUGGACUCUCAUCGGAAUGCAAUAUCUCGGAAAGACCUGCGAGGGGUUAGGGAGAUCAUUGCUCGUCGUCAAGUAGAAGUCAUGGCCAAUGGAACUGACAGUGCCAUCAAGCCUCAUACCAAUGGUGAUACUAUUGCAACAGAAGAUGAUGGGCCCCAACAGCCAAAGUUUGAAGCAUUCAUGAUGACUGGUGAUAAGAUUCUGAAUUUGUCUAAAGUGUCAAGUGGAGAGUUGGUGAGUCGACCACGUGGGAGUCGUCUCCCAGUUCGUAGUGGACGAUAUCGCUCUCCAUAUACCCCACCUGCGACUCAUCAGGAUCAUAGUGCCAAGCAUUCUCCAUUGGUAUCCAAUGGAGAUGUGAGCCCAAGCCCAUUGCGUAUGUCAAAAUCAGAUGAUCGAGUGAAUGCAAGUGGAGUGAGUAGUCCAGAUACUGAGACAGAAGAAGAUCGCCAGUCUCUCCUGAAUCAGUAUACAAGCUAUGACACUUCCUCACCUGAUCAACAGUUGAACAGCAGCUCCCUCUCCCAGUCAUCAAGUGUUUCAAGCAGUCCUCAAAAGUCACCUGUCCAAGCCCAUGAACUUCUGUCUGAAGAUUCAGAUGUUCAGCUCAAUGCAGACACAGACAAGAAUCUAGUCACUGUGACAGAGGAUCAUCGGAUAGUUCUUUCUAUUCGUGGCCCUGAUUCUCAAAGCCCUUCAGCUUCUGCCUCGGGCAGCUCUGGACCUAGCUCACCUGAUAGUAGGAAGUACAGGUAUCAGGAGCUGACAGAUGGCGAGGAGGACAUGAGCCGAAGCUCAGGUCGUGAAGACACAGGUGAAUACACCAUGGUACCCAGUGGAAACAGAAAUGUAGAUACUUGUAAAGAAGAAAUUCCCUUGGCUGGGAAUGCCCCAAGCCUGUUGGAAUCAGGAUCUGAUUCUGACCUGGAAUCUCUCAAAAGCUUCUCUGCCAGAACAGCUCCAGCUCCCAAAGCCGUUGAUCUGCCGUCAGCCAUUCGUCUUGCCAAUCGUCUGUACCAUCUUGAUGGAUUCAAGAAGACUGAUGUCUUUCGUCAUCUCUGCAAAAACAAUGACUUCUCAAGAACAGUUGCAGAGGAAUAUUGUUACCACUUUGACUUUAGUGGAGAGAAUCUUGAUGUUGCCUUGCGGAAGUUCCUCUUGCAACUCCCUCUCGAGGGAGAAACACAGGAGCGGGAGAGGGUUCUCUCCUACUUCGCUGACAGAUACCUUCUGUGCAACCCUGGUUCCUUUGCCUCUUCUGAUGCAGUACAUACAUUGACUUGUGGACUCAUGAUCCUCAACACAGACCUUCACAGUCAGGUGGAGAGUCGGCACAUGAGUUUGAAUGUCUUCAUUGAACAUCUAAAAGGCCUGAAUGAUGGCGAAGACUUCCCUAGAGACCUCCUUGUUGCUUUAUACCAGUCAGUGAAGAAGGAACCCUUCCGCACUCCUACAGAGGAUGAAGAGGAAGGAGGUAGACGGGGUGGGACAAAGAGAGAGGAGGAGAAAGAGGACUACAAGAGAACAUUGGGUCCCAAUCCAUUCUUGGACAUCCCUGACCCAUCAAAAGCCCAUGAAUACAAGAGGGGGUUCAUCAUGCGCAAGGCCUGCAUGGACCCUGAUGGAAAGAAGACUCCAAGGGGAAAGCGAGGCUGGCACAUGUGGUAUGGUGUCCUUCGAGAUUUGGUCCUCUAUGUCUACAAAGAUCAGUGCUCUGCUGUGAAAGAGCAACCUCGCACUUGUGUUCGACUGCAUCAUGCUCUUGCUGUACGGGCUUGUGACUACACCAAACGCCAGCAUGUCCUUCGCCUCUUCACUGCAGACCAAGCUCAGUGUCUCAUCCAAGCCAGUGAUAAUCGUGAGAUGGAGUCAUGGAUAGAGGGAAUAAACUGGGUGGCAGGAAGGUUGAGUUCCCCUCCAUUGGCUUCACCUGUGUCAUCCAAGAUCAAGUUCCAACGCCCCCUAUUCCCGUCAUCCAUCACCAAACUCAAUGCUGUGGAGCAAUUGAAGUCUGUGGAUUUAAGACUGAGUGCCCUUCAAGAGGAAUUGGCCACUCAUUCCAAGGAUUCUCCUCCAAGGGGAACCAAGUCCUUCAUUCUUCAUGCCUACAAAGACAAGUGCAAUUUCCUCCAAUUUGAGAUCCAGAGAUUCAACACAUAUUCCAUGCUCCUUCAUUUGAGAUUGGAUGCCUCCUUGGGAAACUUGCAAGACCAUGAGCCUUCAUCUGAAAGGUACAGGGAUAGCUACAAGGCUGCCAUCUUCCAGGGUUCUUCCUAACAAAAUUGCAGAAAAAAUCCAAUAUCAUGCCCUCUUCUUCUAUGACUCACAAGCAAACUGAUUCUAGUGAUUGGGACAAGUGGAGAGAAUAUGAAGGACCAGGAUGAGUUCCUCAGCCAUAGACACAUGUGAUAUUUCCUCCUCUUAUGGACUUUCAAGUACAGUACGAGUACCCUCCUGAUCAUCAUAUGCCACCUCAUGGAUUCCCCUUCCUUUUUUUUUUUAUUCCUUGCAUUUUUUUAAAUCAGUUUUUUGUUUUGGCUUUGCAGAAGAGUGACUUAGAUCACAAUGAGUUUUAGAAGCAGACAAGUAUAAUAUUGAUUUUUGCUUGCAUAUCAUGCUUUUGUCCAGGUUUUUCCAUUGAACAGUUCUCAUAUUUGCCUGAGAUUUGGUUUCACUUGUCCCCUUAUUGUGAGAGAUCAGUCUUGUUUCCUUGACCAUUAGGAUCUCUCUCCUGCAAGUCAGUCAAGUAUCUGUGCCAGCUAAUUGUGCAAAGAUUUAGAUAUUCUUCAUCUUUUUUGUGAUCAUGCCGUGAUUUAUGAGAAUGUGGCCUGAUGAUAUUUUUGUGGGUUCAAGUGAAGAGCUAAGUUGGAUAUUUCUAACGUUUUCAUCAUGUAGCCUUCCAAAGAUUUUUGCACUGGUAGAAAGCUUAUCAGAUUCUCUCAGGCAGGAGCCAAAGCCAUAAUUGAAGGUACUAUGAAUCCAGAAAUGAUGCAAGAAAAAUCUUUGCUCCCCUUUUUUUUUUCAUUUGUUGUACACCUGAUGUGGCAGGUAUCUUUUUUUUCCAUUGAUGCAGUUUACCCUGUAAUUUAACAGAACUGUAAAGCCACAAGCCUGUUUUUAAUUAUGAAACUUGAUGGUAAUUUGUGAUUUAUCAAAGGGGCAUGAUUAGAUGGUGAAAGCAAGCAUUUCAUUAAAGCAGGAUGAUGUUAUUUUUGCAUAAUUGAAACAAAUGACUAUACAUUUUGUACCAAUUACCAGCUUCCCAUCUGUAGAUCUGCUGUUGUUUGCCUUUUGAUGUUGAUGAAUCUUUUUCGAAAUUCCUGCUUGUCUUAGUUGUCCCAUGAAGUGCUGGGCUGAAAUGCACUCUGGCUCCUAGAAGUCUCCCAUUAUUGAUAAUGAUAAUAAUCAUUUAGCCUUUAUGCAUAAUGAAUUCAGUCUGGCAAUGUGAAGAAAUGGGCCAACUGCAUGCAUUUUCUUUUGACAUGAGAGAUGAGAAGAUUUCUGGAAAUUAAUAUUGAUAUUUGUUUAAGUAAUACUGCAUGGUAAGUAAGGCUGGUUUCAUUAAUUGGUCUUUAAGGAAGGCUCUUUAUGUAUCUUGGAAGUCUUUGAUGUGAAGAUGAUCAAUGUGCAGUGAGUACAAUUAGUUUAUUCGGGAAUUACAUCUGAAGCAGCUGUUGCAUCAUGUUAACUAAGAAAAUGAACCAUCUUUUCAAUGAGUAGGUCUUCAUCUCUAAUAUGAAAGGAAAACAGAAGAAGAGGGAUGGUUACACUGAUUCCUCAGAAUUUUAGGUGUUUUUUUUUCAUCCUCUGCUCAGGCUGGUGGAUGGGGCCAUUAAGGAUAUUGAGACAUAGGAGAGGGAGGAAUUGAAUUUUCAGGAUACUCAUGUUUCUUGAUAGAUUAUGCUAUUUACAUGCUCCCAAAUAUGAAUAAUCAAAUCAAUGUUUCUCUUCCUCUUUCUCAUAAUUCCAUGACCUCAUCUCAAUGUUUCAGUUUCCUUUCCCUUUUUGUUUAUAAAUGAGGCUUCAAGUGCCUUAUGUAGGCAUGUUGGAAAAUUUCUUAAAUUUUCUUAAUUUUCAUCUUGUAACUAUUUGCAACAUCUACUGAUAUUGAUUUUUCAUGCAAAAUUGGGAGAACAUGAGCAUAUGCCAUGAGAUCUCUGCUUUCAUUGCUUCUUCUCUCAUGGAAUCAAAUUCCUCUGGGGACCCUCAUAUUUUCUUCUUCUCUAGGUGUGACUUCAAAGCUUAUCUAUAUUUUUCUUCCAUAUUUGCAUCCCAAUCGACCCGAGAACUUGUUAUCUUCAAAUAGGAUUUGACACAGAUACAUGUUACUUGCUGAUGCUUCCCCACAGUCAUAGAAUCUGUUCUCUGCAGAAAUAUGCUUUAAAAGAAUGUGUCAAAAAUUAUUGGAACUGAGGCAGUAUUAAUUGGUUAAUCUCAUGGAUUUCUUGCGUAGUUCAUUCCAAAGUGCUCAUUUUUAUGUUGUUUGUGGACCAUGCCAGUUGCCAAGCCUGACAGAAUGGAAUCUGUGACGGGAACCUUUGUUUUUUGGUAAGGACGUUUGUUGUUGCCUUUUGUCUUGAUCAAUUUGGUGCUAAUUAGGAAAGAUGUCAUGGAUGUGAUGCAGAGUGAGGAAGAAUGUACAUGUGUGCUUGUGCUCAUGUGUGCAAUGUGCCCAAUGUGUAUCAUGAGAACAAUCAUCAUAAGUGGAUUGUGUCCUGUAUAUUCUGUGACGAGGCUCUGACUUGUCACGGUGAAUAAAGCAUGGAUCCCAAGAGUGCAUGGGACAGUCCUC
Molecule: messenger RNA, 5181 nt
Organism: Darwinula stevensoni
Lineage: Eukaryota; Metazoa; Arthropoda; Ostracoda; Podocopida; Darwinulidae
Source: the annotation of a GenBank genome assembly